AGUUAACUUGCAGGUUAAAAGUUGGAGCUCAAAACCCUCCGUCCUGUCUUUCCUUGCCUGUUUCAGACAAUGGCGGUUGCCGCCGUCGAGGAUUUUGAGGUCGUCCCUGAAGAACCAAUAUCAUGGCUGCCUUCUCAUGUUCUUGAUGAACCAAUAUCAGAAACAAAUAAAGCAAAGGAUGAUUUUAAGUACCAUUAUCAUCGCCAUCGUUCAAAGCUUCCUACUGAGCCUUUAUCACCGCACCCAAAGACUAGGUGGAGAAGGCAUGAUCAGAGACCAAGAUACUGGGGCCACUGGGCACCGGGAGGAGGUGGUGGAAUGCAGGCGUUUUUCCUUCAUUCCGGUGAUAAAUCAACCGGCACAGGCGUUUUCCUUCCUCAAACUCAGUACAACAACACUUCCCACUCAUCCAGACGACCACCUUGCUCUCCGGUGCUACUCCCUUCCCGGGUCGUUCAAGCUCUCAACCUCAAUGUUCAUCAAUUAGGCCUCCAUAUAUCUCCUCGCAGAGAUACCAAGAAUAAUAGUACGAGUGCAAGAGAUGGAGAGUGGAGUUCAUUCGAUAAUAAAAAUGGUAAGGAUGUAUCAUCCAAACGUUGCGUUAGCGGAAAUGAAAAUUCUUCGGCGGCCGACAUGUUUCUUCCCGAUGAAUGGACUUACUAAGUUCAUCUGCAACACGGAUACUUGUAUUUAUAAAGCUGCUACAUUGACAUAUUGUUCUGUUUUUUUUAAGGGGUUUACCCCCCAUUUUUAGUGAAAAAAGUCGUGUCAUUGAUUUGU
This is a messenger RNA of Hibiscus syriacus, 780 nucleotides long. RefSeq lists its product as uncharacterized. The record is from RefSeq and is a predicted model, not a curated record. The transcript is spliced from 4 exons. The coding region runs from base 70 to 663 and encodes 197 amino acids. Lineage: Eukaryota; Viridiplantae; Streptophyta; Magnoliopsida; Malvales; Malvaceae.